UUUAACCAGGGUAGUCACACUGAGAUUGACAUCUCUUUUGCAAGUGAACCCUGAAGCUUAGAUGUCUUUGGACAUCCAUCCUGAAAGGCCAGUCAGUAUGUGUGCUUUAGAGACAGAAACAAUAUCACUUCACAACAAAUAAAUGAAUCUGCCUUUAACACCUCCUUCCUGUUUCCAUGGAGACCAAAUGGCCAAUCAUCUGUCACUGCUCUGGGCUGUACCACAGCUUGUAGAGGAGAGGGGGGUGAGUGGCAGCCCGGUGCAUUAUGAGUAGAAUGGCAGGUGUGGAAUGGUGUGGGGUGUCCUGAGGCAGGGCUGUGAGGACAGGGCUGUUGCGAGGCUCAUGCGCCGCUGGAUUCGGGCUCUCAAACCCCGCUGGCGUUGGCUUGCGUGUCUGAUGCUGAUUACAUCACAGGCAGCUGACUGUGCUGUACCACUGAGCGAAAGUGUGAAUGAGCAGGACAUGCAUGUGAGCGUGUGUGUAUGCGCGCGUGCGUGAGCGUGUGUGUAUGCGCGUGUGUGUGAGCGCGUGCUCUGCAGUACCCUGACGUCUCUGCAGUCUCUUCCCUUCUCAGUCCUGACCCAGGCUCAGCAGGGCUAUGGACCGUAGGCUGGGCCAUAUGGAGGAGGGCGCUGAUCUCAGCUGUGAGAUGGGCGUGUCUCUUGGUGCUUCCGGGUUCGAUCAUGGUCCAGCAAGUCAUGUGCCUGCCCUUGGCUCCGCCCCCAGCAUGGACUGCUUGGAGGCGUUACCUGGGCAACAGCGGCCCAGGCGACCCAAGCUGCAGCACUCGCAGUCUAUCCUGCGCAAACAGGCGGAGGAAGAAGCCAUCAAACGCUCUCACUCCCUGUCAGAGAGCUAUGAGCUCUCCACCGAACUACAAGACAAACAGGUGGAGAUGUUGGAGCGUAAAUAUGGAGGCCGUUUUGUUGCCCGAAAUGCGGCGUGUACCAUUCAGACCGCCUUCCGCCAAUAUCAGAUGAACAAGAACUUUGAGCGGCUGAGGAGCUGCAUGUCGGAGAGCCGCAUGCGGCGCAUUGUCCUGGCCAACAUGCGCAUGCACUUCACCGAGGGUCCCCAGGCCGCCGCGGGGGACAGGCACAGCAGCGCGGGGGGGGCAGACCUGCACGACCAGCUCACCCACAGCUUCACUGAGCUGGAGGACGUCUUCUCCAAGCAGGUGAAGUCAUUGGCCGAGUCUAUCGAUGACGCCCUGAGCUACCCAAUCCUGCAGAGGGAGGGGGUCAAAGGUGUCCUGGGGAGGGAGGCGGCCGGACAGGUGAAGCAGAGGGUCCCCUACAGCGAUGUGACCGUCUUCAUCGAUGAGGAGGACACACCUCCCCCCACCCACUCCGUAAGCCCCUCCCCUGACCUCUGGACUCCGAGCACCCCCCCGCUGGACCACCAUGCCCCCCCUCUGACCACCCGCUCAGUCGACCCCAGUGACCGAUCUCACCGAGGAUCAGUAAAGAGACAUACGUCCCACCGGCAGGGGGCCCCCAAACACAGGGUAGCCCCCCAAAGUUGGUGUGGGGAGGAAGAGCGCCCCCUGGAGCUGGUCCCACAGCGCGCCCUGCAGAGCCGCGCGGGCGACAGGCACAGCCGCUCCGAGUCCGACCUGUCGGACGGAGACGACAGCGUCCACAGCACGUCCAACUCCAACGACACGGCCAACUGCAGCUCCGAGUGCUCCUCGCGGGACCGAGAGAAGAUCCUGACCCAGCAGAGCUACCAGAAAGAGACACGCAACAGCUGCGACUCUCCUGCCUUCAGCAAUGACAUCAUCCGCAAGCGACACUACCGGAUUGGGCUAAAUCUCUUCAACAAGAAACCAGAAAAGGGAAUCCAGUACCUGACAGAAAGAGGGUUUAUUCCUGACACACCUGUGGGCGUGGCUCACUUCCUGCUUCAGCGGAAGGGUCUAAGUCGGCAGAUGAUUGGAGAGUUUCUGGGUAACCGACAAAAGCAAUUCAACAGGGAUGUUUUGGACUGUGUGGUGGAUCAGAUGGAUUUCUCUGUGAUGGAGCUGGAUGAGGCUUUGAGGAAGUUCCAGUCCCAGAUCAAGGUUCAGGGAGAAGCACAGAAAGUGGAGAGACUCAUAGAAGCUUUCAGCCAGCGCUAUUGCAUGUGUAACCCAGGAGUUGUUCGACAGUUCAGAAACCCCGACACUAUCUUCAUCCUGGCCUUCGCCAUCAUCCUCCUCAACACUGAUAUGUACAGCCCCAACGUCAAACCUGAGAGGAAGAUGAAGCAACAGGACUUCAUCAAGAACCUGCGGGGAGUGGACGAUGGGCAGGAUAUUCCAGCAGAGAUGCUCAGCGGUAUUUACCUGCGGAUUCGGUCUGAGGAGCUGAAGACAAACGAGGACCACGUGUCCCAGGUGCAAAAGGUGGAGAAACUGAUCGUGGGAAAGAAACCGAUUGGAUCUCUGCACCACGGUCUGGGAUGUGUCCUGUCCCAGCCCCACCGCAGGCUGGUGUGCUACUGCAGACUGUUUGAAGUUCCCGACCCCAACCGACCCCAGAGACUUGGCCUGCACCAGCGAGAGAUCUUCCUCUUCAACGACCUGCUGGUGGUGACAAAAAUUUUCCAGAAGAAAAAGAACUCAGUGACUUACAGUUUAAGACAGUCGUUCUCCCUGUAUGGCAUGCAGGUGGCACUGUUUGACAACCAGUAUUAUGCUCAUGGAAUCCGGCUGACAUCAGCCAUGCCAGGCGCAGACAUUAAAGUUCUCAUCAACUUCAAUGCCCCCAACCCUCAGGACCGCAAGAGGUUCACCAGCGACCUGCGGGAGUCCACUGCUGAAGUGCAGGAGAUGGAGAAGUAUAGAAUAGAAUCGGAGCUGGAAAAGCAGAAGGGUGUGGUCCGGCCCAGCAUAGCGCCGGGCGGCGGGAUAAGGAAGGAGGGCGGCAGCGGGAACCUGAGCCGCGGCAGUCUGGAUGACACCUACGCCAUGGGGGAGGGGCUAAAGAGGACCACGCUCAGUAGUUCUCUGCAGGAUCUCUCUGACACAGGUGGUCAUCAUUAGCGGACUGCAGAGACGUUCCCUUCUCUCACAAUCCCACCUGCUCAUGGAUACAAAAGCAGCAAACGCCUCAUCUUCUCCAUACCCCUCUGACCUUCUGCCCCCAACCUUACACCACCACAACACCCUACAACUAUCACCCCUCUCCCCCAACCCUACAGCUAACACCCCACAACCCUGCCCCACACCCUACAACUAACACCCCCCUCCCCCAACCCUACAACCAACACCCCCCUACCCCAUACCCUACAACCAACACCCCCAACCCUGUCCCACACCCUACAACCAACACCCCCCCAAACCUACCCCACACCCUACAACCAACACACCCCAACCCUGCCCCACACCCUACAA
Messenger RNA from Anguilla rostrata (American eel), 3377 nucleotides. RefSeq names its product IQ motif and SEC7 domain-containing protein 1-like. Gene Ontology annotation, biological process: actin cytoskeleton organization; regulation of ARF protein signal transduction. The record is from RefSeq and is a predicted model, not a curated record. Lineage: Eukaryota; Metazoa; Chordata; Actinopteri; Anguilliformes; Anguillidae. Bases 600 to 3026 code for a protein of 808 amino acids. The transcript is spliced from 13 exons. Gene Ontology annotation, molecular function: protein binding; guanyl-nucleotide exchange factor activity.